GUAUAUCCCUCGUCCAGCAGGUCCUUGCCUCGCUUAGAGCAACCGAGGUGUUAACAGACGAUACUGAGCUAAUAUCGAGCAGUAAGCACCACAUGCCGCCAAGAAUAGAUCAUGAAUAAACUCUACGUGAAUCCUGCAGAGCCCGAGUCCAAGGCAUGGACCCAACCACUCCAUUCCAUUCCAUCCAAUCCAGACCCGGCCAGACCAGAUCAGACAACCACCGGCGUCACCGACACCAACUGAUCGCCGCCGUCCUCUGGACAGCAACGCUUAACUUAGAACCGAGCGUAGAAUAUUCGAAAGAUGCGCACGCCCGACUCCAAGUCUCCAACGCGUCUCCAACCGUUAUGCCACACCCAUGGACCGAAUGCGGGGAUUCCGCACGCAAUGGAUCCGGCCGAGUUCGGUGGAACUAUGCAGAGUCAGACGUGAUGAAUAGUAAACCGACGCGAGUCGGGGACUGCACACGUAGGCAGAUGGUACCCUAUGACAGCAAAGAGUGGCACGACAUGUUGGAUGGAACCCUGCGUGCGUAUCUACGACGUAUACCGGAGAACCGGGCAAGAUAUUCCCUGUCACUGUCAGUCCGUAGUCAAGAGUUAAUAGGCGAGGCCCACUCGGCAAGGUGACAACAUGCCGGAUCCGAUAUCUGUAUAGCCGCUGUUCUGGUUGGCCAGCGUGGACUGCAGAAAAUCCGGCUCAGCCGACGAUGAUUCGUGGACGCCGGAGUGUGCCGCGGUCUUCCGCUGCAGAGUAUCUGACUCUACGUAGACUAUUCUACGGUAGUCUGUAAAAAUUCAGGAGAUAGGUUAUCGUAUUCAACUUCAAUUAACUUCCA
This is a messenger RNA of Aspergillus versicolor CBS 583.65, 838 nucleotides long. RefSeq lists its product as uncharacterized. The record is from RefSeq and is a predicted model, not a curated record. The transcript has a single exon. NCBI's taxonomy places the organism in Eukaryota, Fungi, Ascomycota, Eurotiomycetes, Eurotiales, Aspergillaceae. The coding region runs from base 156 to 629 and encodes 157 amino acids.